UUCCUGCAUUGACUGUGCAGCCAAAUCCAAGGCGCUUUGCGGGACUCCAGAGGCGAACAUGGGCUGCAGUUUGACCACCGCCUGCCUAAAGACACUUAAGAAUUAAAAUGUGUGAGAGAUCCCUGCUGAAGGUGGAACAAUGUGUCGGUUUCUCUGAAGAAUUCCCUCAUCCCCAUCCGACUCCCUGCUAGAAAAGUUAAGAGAAAGAAAGAAGAGAGAGAGAGAGAGAGAGAGAGACGGAAACUUUCAGUCCUUAGAUCCUUUGAGCGAUUCCAAGGAAUCCAAUCAGGGAGUUUCAUGCUUAAUAUUUCUCCUCUAAGGUCCAGGCUGUAAGGGGAGCAGAAGGUCUCUGAGCUCCAAUGCCAGUGGACAUGCAGCCACAUCAGGGGCUGUAUUACUAUGAGACCUCACCCAGCCAGCCCUCCAGAGGACUCGUCCCGUCGGACCAGUCUCCCUACAGCGACGUGUCUCCACUUCGAGCCCCUCUCCUCGAUGGCUCUCCUCAGGACUGCCACUCCAUGUACAAUCCCAUGUCUACCAGCAUGACUCAUGGAUCAGGUCCAGUUCAGGGAAACAGCCACUGCUUGGAUCAAUAUAUGAGGCCCCCACAGGCCCCCCCACCGCACAGUAUGAUGGGCCACAGGGGCAUGCCUCCCACAGAGGGCAGCAUCAGCACCCCCUACUGUAACCAGAAUAACAUGAUGUCAUCGCAUCCAAACUUCUGCCAAGUUCAGCCCAGCUCUGAGCAGAUCGGCUCGGGUGAUGGCUCACGGUUCUCCACUCCUCGCUCCAUGUUGAAGUUGAGUAAAAAGAGAGCUCUGUCCAUCUCACCUCUAUCUGAUGCCAGUUUGGACCUGCAGACCGUCAUUCGGACUUCGCCCAACUCACUGGUGGCCUUCGUUAACUCUCGCUGUAACCCCAACGGAGCUAGCUCCUAUGGUCAUUUGUCAGUCAGCGCCAUGAGUCCAUCUCUGAGUUAUUCCAGCAAAGUGAACUGCCACUCCAGACAGGGAUCCAUCUACGGGGGAAACGGGGGAACACCUCUGGGUGUUCACACACCAGGUCCCUGCCAGGCUUCUCGUUUACCUCCCCACAAUCCAAGACUCCUCGCCCCGCCAAAGCAUGGACACUUGAAAACAGAGCCAGGUCUGAUAGGCAUGAUGGACGGCAUAAAUGUGAAGAACUUGGAGGAAAGGUCGGAGGGAGAUGUAGCCAGUCCUUCUUCCACCGGCACUCAGCAGGAUCAUCUGAUCGGCCUAUUGGAUGGCAGAGACGACUUGGACAAGGAGGACGGGAAGCCAGAGCCAGAGGCCAUCUAUGAGACCAACUGUCGCUGGGAGAGCUGCAACAAGGAGUUUGACACUCAAGACCAGCUUGUUCAUCACAUCAAUAAUGAGCACAUCCAUGGAGAGAAAAAAGAGUUUGUCUGUCACUGGCAGGAGUGCUCUCGAGAGCAGAGGCCUUUCAAAGCCCAGUACAUGCUUGUGGUUCACAUGCGCAGACACACAGGAGAGAAGCCACACAAGUGCACUUUUGAAGGCUGUAAUAAGGCCUACUCUCGCCUGGAGAAUUUGAAGACCCACUUACGCUCUCACACAGGGGAGAAACCAUAUGUAUGUGAGCACGAGGGCUGCAAUAAAGCCUUUUCCAACGCUUCAGACCGGGCAAAGCACCAGAACCGAACUCAUUCCAAUGAGAAACCUUAUGUUUGUAAGAUCCCUGGUUGCACUAAAAGAUACACGGAUCCAAGCUCAUUGCGAAAGCAUGUUAAGACGGUACAUGGCCCAGAGGCCCACAUUACUAAGAAGCAUCGUGGAGACACAGGCCCUCGACCCCCUGGCUCAACUCUGACCUCUGGAGGCCAAACAUCUGAGCUGUUGCAUGAAAAAGAGGAAACAUGCAGGGAAGACUGCAAACUGUUAGCGCCUGAGACUGCUCUGAAAUCUCAGCCGAGUCCUGGGGCUCAGUCAUCUUGUAGCAGCGAACGCUCUCCACUGGGGAGCACCAACAACAACGACAGCGGUGUUGAAAUGAACCUGAAUGCAGCGGGAAGCUUGGAUGAUCUUACAGCUUUAGAAGAUGGAGGUGGAGGCGGGGGAGGAGGGGAGCCAGGAACAAUGGGAAUGUCAGCACAGGCUCUAAAGCGGCUGGAGAACCUGAAGAUUGACAAGCUAAAACAAAUUCGAAGGCCGACCCCUCCUGGACGUUGUGCAAGCAACAAGCUUCCUGCCAUUCCUGGUUCAGGGGAGAAUAUGGGAAUGUGUGCACCUUCUCCACUUAACCGACGAGUGAUGGAGUUGUCCAACCAUGAGAUCGGUGUGGGAAACAUAGCAAACUCCAUGAAUGACAGGAGAGGAAGUGGCACAAGCAGUCUAAGCUCAGCGUACACAGUCAGCCGUCGCUCCUCUAUGGCAUCCCCUUACCUAUCCAGUAGACGCUCCAGCGACGUCUCACAAAUGGGAGGGGCAGCAGGGGGCGGAUGUCACCUCCUCAGUCCAGAACAAGCUGUGAGUGACCCUCUCUCACCCGAAACCUAUCGCAGAGGAGCUCCAUGUCCUGGAGGUGGAGGAUUACCAGGUCUCCCCAACUUAACACCUGCUCAGCACUACAACCUAAAGGCCAAAUAUGCUGCAGCUACUGGUGGACCCCCACCCACUCCUUUACCUAAUAUGGAGCAGCCUGGAACAACAGUUAGAAGAGGAGGACCUUUGAGUGAGUACCAGGGGCAGCCCUUACCCCCUUUCCUGCAGCAAGGAGGUCCUCGGCGUCACAGUGCCAACACAGAAUAUGGGACUGGAGUUAUCUACCCUCACCAAGCUCCAGGUAACAACACCAGGCGGGCUAGUGACCCGGUCCGAUCAGUCGCAGACCCCCAAGCUCCACCUAAACGCUUUAACAGCCUCAAUAACGUGGCAAUGAUGGGUCGCAGAAAUGCACUACAACUUCGUAGCUCUGACAGCAGUCUUUCCCGCCACAUGUACUCUCCUCGGCCACCUAGCAUCACAGAAAACGUAAUGAUGGAAGCUAUAGGUAUGGAGCCCCAUCUCAACACUGGCAAUACCAGGGAUCGUUCCAUGAUGAUGACUUCUGCAGAGAGAAAUUUGAUGGGUUACCAGCAACAGAAUCAGACAAUGGUAGGUGGAGGUCCGCUUUCAAAUCAGCUGUCCCCGAGCAUUGACUCUCUGGCUUGCCCAGACCCCGGUUACAUGCAAAGACAAUACCAAGGACAUGGAGAGGUCCUUCCCAGAGCUAGUGGGAAUCCAUUAGGACAAGUGAGACCUACACCACAAGAUGGAAUGUCAAAUACACUUCUCCAACAGGCUGAGUAUUGUAUGAGCACCUGCCAGCUGAGUCCUUCAGGCCUGCAUUACCGAGGCGUAGGUCAGGGCAGCGACAGUGGAGGUCCAUGGAGUGACAACCAAAUCCAAUCUUCAAGCCAUGCAAGUCAGAACCAGCAAUCAGUGCAGUACUCAGAUUCCAGUCUGCAGCCUCAACACACCCAAGCUCACUUCAACAAUCAGACAACUCUCUAUAACAAUCCCGAUGGCACUCCUAAACCUUUCAUCAAGCCCGAGCAGCAGUUUCACUCUGGUAUGGGUGGUGGAGAUGCCUGUCAGAGUGCUAAACUCCGACAGCAACAAAACCUCUUGCAGCAAACACAGGCUUACCCCCAACAGAGUAGCCAAGUCAUCAUGAGGAACUCUAGCCAUCCCAGCUGUGACUUUCAAGGGCAGAACCCAAAUUCAUAUGCCAGUGGAGGGGGCUUAAGUUUGGGCUGUGCUGGUUCAGCGCUUUCAGAGGGCCAAAGGUCAGAAACCCCAAUGAUGCAGGUCAAGGAAAUAAUGGUGAGAAAUUAUGUUCAAUCCCAGCAAGCCCUCAUGUGGGAGCAGCAACAAGAACAAGAGCAACAGAAUGGUAUGAAGCCACCUUCUCUCUCUGACAACAUGGGCUUGAGUGCUCAAACAGCAAUGAUGCAGCGCAGUCCAGAGCACCAAAAUCAGAACCCAUAUUCCAACCAGAUGUAUCCCUCUUAUCCAGAACGUAAUCUGGUCAUGAGCCCUGCUGCCCAGAGCCGAGGAUCAGCUUCUGGUACACCUAAAGAUCCGCACCUGACAGGUUUCCAAGGUACAUGCUAUAAUCAGGAAAUGGUGGUACCCAGGCCUCCUCAGGGUCGUAAGCCUCUUAGCCGCCAGAAUAGCCUGCCACAGGUAGGUGGAGGUUACCUUGGCAGCGCCCCCCACCUCAGUCCUGUCCACUCCACUUCCAGCCCAAGACGAGGGGUGCGACUUCCACCGGUCCAGCAUUCCCAGCACCCCCAAAAUGAAAUGUUUUCUCCCUCAAAUAAUAACAACAACAACAUGUAUUACACGGGUCAGAUAAAUCUGCAAAUGGAGAAACAGCGGGACCUCCAGAACGGCCCUUGCCAUAACCAGGCAAACAAUAUGGGGCCAAACAUGGACCCAGUAGGUGACACAAAAUCUGCCCCUAUGGCCCCCUAUCCGGAGUCUAGUCCUAUCUCAAAUGCAUUAGAAAAUCUGGACCUGGAGAAUGCUCGCAUUGACUUUACCUCCAUCAUCGAUGAAGCUGAUUCUUCCUCGUUUAGUCCAGUCAACAAUCCCCUUCAGGGUAAUCCAGGAUCUUCCUCACAGGCUUCUUCCCGCCUCACCACCCCACAGACUUCAGUCAGCCUGGCUCCAGGAAAUGGCCUGUCCAACAUGGCUGUGGGUGACAUGACCUCCAUGCUAACCUCACUGGCUGGGGAAAAUAAGUACCUGAACACUCUGUCUUAGAGAACUCUUGGGCAGCUCAGCGUGUACUAGCUAAAGACAAGCAAUAAACACUGGCCUUGGCCCUGCAUGUGUUUUAAAGAUGAAUUCUGUCACUUUGAGAGAUUUAGAGUAAAGGUUUAGCCAGACCAGAACAACUUUAAAGUGGAGCACAUCAUAAGAUGUUUCAAAUAUUAAAAUGAUAUAAACUGCCUGUAUCUUUAAAACCAGCUGUAGCUCACUAAAAGGAAUAAAAAAAAAUGAAAUCACAUAUAAAAAAAUAUGCAAGUCACCAUCAGAAACCUUAAACCAAAGGUGCCAGCUUGUUCUUCAUUUAUGAUUUUUCCCAUGCUGCCUUGGUACGGUUCUUCUGUGCCUUAGUGUAAGACAAGAACCUGUUUUUUGAUCUGAACAUAUGAUGCUGAACAGUUUUUUUAUCAAUCAAAAAGGGCUAUGGCAACAGUGGAACCAGGAAGGAUUUAUGUAAAUAUGUUUUAUAUAUAUAUAUAUAAAAAAUGUGUAUACGACAAUGAGACAUUGAAUGGUUGUCUUUUGAUAGUUUGCCUUAUAGUUUGCUUGAAGCUCAAUGUCCAGGGGUUAGUAUUUUUGCUUUGUUUGAAGAGACGAGAAAGCUAUGCUUUUAGUGACUGAGAAAAGUUUCUCUGGCCUAGUAAAUCUUCUGUGUUACUCUUGAUUUCCUCCUUUAUAGUACCAGCACAAUCUGUACCAGCAGCAUAUCAGUAUUUCUGCAGAUGCACCAAUGCAGAGCAAUCACAUGUAUUGUAACCCUGCACAUGUUCCUACACAGACACUCAGGACUGUUUUGAAUUGUUGGUGUUCACAUAACAUGUACAUUAAAAUUACCAGACAGAGAGUUUGCACUCCACAUGUUUACCUUAAGUGUUUCUAAAGCAGCUACUACUAUUGUUUUUAUUUCUACCAGAAUGUGUGUACUCCUUUUGAGGUGCAUAUUAUGAGCAAAGCUCAAGCAUAAUACAUUUAUUUGUUUAUUGGCACCCUUCUGAAAUAUGUUUAAAGAGCUUUAAUAUAGGCCCAUUUUUAUUGCAGUAGCUUAGUCUUGCACUAAAAAAAUCCUCUCUUAAGAGUUAUUAUUUAAAGCUUUUUUCAUUGUAAUAACCUAAAAAAGAAAUGGAUCAGCAUCUUUCUCAAUGUUGCACAGAUGGAAUAAAACCAACCAUAAAUAAAAGGAGAGAUUAUGAAAUAAAGUUAAAGACAUUACUCAUGGUAUUACUUUGGAUAGAAGGGUCAAUGGUGCUCAGGUUUCAUUGUCUCUGAACCAGAUGGCGUCUUAGCCACAGCUAAUGGGUCAAAGUUGAAACGACACUCAAACCAAUUUGAUAUGACAAAAGAUUUUUGUUACCUGUCAGUGCAUUACGCUACUAAAGGAUCCUUUAAAUGCAUUUAAAUUUAGGUGCAAUAUGUUUAAUGCAUUUCUGUCACGUUCUGUUUAAUCUGAUCAGAGAUUGCUUCAAGUUUAGGUUGAUGAACAGCAAAUCUUCCAAAUGUUAUUGGGUCUUCAUCUUUGCAUUUAAAUCAGUGGUGUGCCUACAUAAUCAAACUGACACAACAUGUUUUAUUUGCUAAAUUCUGCUACUGUAUUUGUCCAUCUGCCAUUUUCAUACCUGUGUUGGUUAAUGUCGCUCUUUCAUAAUAGUUAUGAGACCUUUCCACCGCCUCUACCUUAACUAUCCAUAGUAAUGCUGAUUUCUCAAAAGAUUAGGGCUGCACACUGAUUGAGCCUUUGCAAGGGACUGAAGCCAACUACCAGCAGAAGAAAUUACAAAGUAAAAGCUUCUUAGCAAAGUUAAACUUGGGAAAAUAAUAAUACAAAUACUUUUUAAAGAUAAUAUUGUUUUUAUAAUCAGUUCUAGCAAAAGUUAGAAUUGAAAAAUGAACAGACCUGCUUAGAACAGGCUGUUUAUUUUGUCUUUGUUGUCUCGUUUACACAUCUAACUGCACGUUUCUGUCAUAUCAUAUUUACUUGAAUGAAAACGGAACAAUCAUGCAACAUUAAACAGGAAUCCCCAGCCUCUGUGGUCGUCUUUAAAAAGAGCAGCACACAAAAUGUUAUUUUAAAGUGUACCAUCAAUUGGCUUUGAUGAAUAAAUAUAAUUUUUCAGUAUGAGAUUUUGCUACUGCAAUAAAAGAAGCAAGUAUUCUAAGCUUUUUACAUGUUUCUUUUUCCAAUAAAUAUGGCCAGCGAUGUAAGUAGGAACACUGAUGCACAUAUAUUUAAACACAUUGCAUUUUCUCUACAUCAACUUAACCACCAGCUCACACAGUACUCAGCUGAAGGUGAUGGGUAGCGAGGAUACAGAAUUCACGCGUAAUCGUUUCCUGUAUUUUAGAACCUGAGGUACAUUCAUAGGACUACUGCACUUUGGCUGUAAUCCCAAAAAA
Molecule: messenger RNA, 7187 nt
Organism: Cyprinodon tularosa
Lineage: Eukaryota; Metazoa; Chordata; Actinopteri; Cyprinodontiformes; Cyprinodontidae
Gene: gli1
Product: GLI family zinc finger 1
Exons: 13
Coding region: 360-4790 (1476 amino acids)
Biological process (GO): regulation of transcription by RNA polymerase II; smoothened signaling pathway
Cellular component (GO): nucleus
Molecular function (GO): DNA-binding transcription factor activity, RNA polymerase II-specific; RNA polymerase II cis-regulatory region sequence-specific DNA binding
Source: RefSeq, a predicted model, not a curated record